Molecule: messenger RNA, 8069 nt
Organism: Porites evermanni
Lineage: Eukaryota; Metazoa; Cnidaria; Anthozoa; Scleractinia; Poritidae
Source: the annotation of a GenBank genome assembly
AUGGAGUGUCUCGCAAUUUGCUGUCAGAAAAGUCACGAUCCUAUAGUCCUUCCAGAUGGAGAGAGUAUCCUUCUUGGUCGGGGACCGCUAACCAGAAUAACAGACAAAAAAUGUUCAAGGAACCAAGGUAAGUUGAAUCAAAUGGUACAGCAGACAAUAAAUAAAAUCAAACAAAUAACUUAAAUAAAUCGUGAAGACUCUCUGUACAAGAAAGUCAAGAAAUACCUAUGGGAGAGGGGGGGGUACUAAAGGGUGGUUUGGAUAGUAGUAUGCUAUCAAGGCCCCCCCGCCACCCUGACCCUGGUUAGUGAUUCAGCUCGCUUUGUAUACAGAAUAAAGUAAUUUUUUAAACCAAGAUGCAUCAUGGUGACUUUUAUUUUUUGGUAACAUAAUUGUUGGUAUCAACCUCAAUAACGUUUAGUAGACAAUAGGUGAUUAGUAGUGGUAACAGGACUGAGUGGAGUCCAAUUUGGUCUGUAAUCAUACAAGUGCCAACAAAAUCGGACAACCGCGUAGCAGGAGUCCCAUUUGUUUAAUCACCAGUCUGAUUACAGACCAAAUUGGAAGACACAAAGUUCUGUUACCAAUUAAUCAUAACAUUGACAAAAAAAUUGGUGAUAUAUAAGGCUCUUUUUGAAAUCCAAACACAAGAAAUUCCAAGAUUUUUGUUGCUAGCAAUGAAAAAAAAAAGCCAUUUAAGUGCAUGCGUGAUGUGCAUACUGUCCAAUUGCUUAGCCAUGAUGCGUACUAUCCUAUUAAAGGAGCUGUGUCACGAAAUCCAGCCAAAUUAGGAAAUUACAAAAUGCCCGUUAAAUUAAGAGAAACAUAAGAAUAACCGCUUAGAAAUUUAAAGGAAGGUUUAAAUAACAUAACAGAAACAACAGAUGCCACGGAUGGGCAAAACUGAAGAAGAUUGAAGCGGAUUGAAACUAGGGUUUUUGAAAACUGUUCAGCCUAACAUUUUUUCAAAGUUGAUCCCUGCUGCUUUCAACUUUAAAAAUAAUGCUCAGGAGACAUAUUUGUUUGUCUCGGAUCUCUGAUUUUGUCAUUUACAUGUAAUUUCUCUGCUUACUUUAAGUUCCAUAGCGAUUAAAGGCAAGUAAUUUGCAAAAUAAAACAAAUUGAAAUUGUACUGCCGUGACACAGCCCCUUUAAACUGUCCUAUUUAGGCUGAAAUCAGGGCAGUUGAUAACCGAUCAGAUUCAAGGAAUUUUGUUAUAGUUAUGAUUAUAAACAUAACAACAUGAGUGAGGUGUUGUGUUACAAGGUCUUUCAACUAAAGGAUUUAAUGGGCUUGCAAACAUAGGUGAGUUAAUGUGUUACAAAUGUGGUGGGUUAAAAAAUUACAGAAGUUUGUAUGGAAUCGCGACUGAUUUAAUUUUUAAAAAAAAUAAAGCUAAACUUUUGAAUAAAAGUUAACUUACCUUUUUUUCGAUGUUGUAUUCCUCAUCUUUUAUUUACAUCUUAGCCCCAUUUCUGCCUAUCGUGACAAUUUACCAUCAACAGAGUUUCCACUGUUAAAGAAAAGGGUAUGUUUGCUAGCCCAUACAACCCUUCCAUUGAACGACCUUAUAACACUACACUUCACUCAUGUGGUCAUGUUUAUAUAGACCACUCAGCAUCAUAAGCCUUUACGUUGUUGUUCAAAAGGUUCAGCAUUUGGGCAAAAAAGGGACUCCACCCAGAAAUGCCCUAAAGCAUAGCUUCACCACAGUGAGUGGGGUUAAAAGUAUGUGUUAAUUGUUGUUCAAUUUUAUCCUUAGUUUAAAUUUUUUAUUUGUUUGUUUGAAAGUCGUUAUCACACAUUGCCAUACUUCAAAACAAAGGAAGAUCAAAUUUAAAACCAAAUAUAUAAUUUAACCACAAAAUAAACUGUGUGUGAUUUUGACAGUCUUUAUAAUGAUUUAUGGAAGAAGCCUUGUUCAAAUUCACAUGUAUGCAGGCUAAAGGGUUUUACUUGUGUAUCUCAAGCCCUGCACAGGAAAAAAUAACGGAUUCCCAUUUUUGGAUAUUUUAGGGUAUUUAAAGAAUACCCAUAAAAAUCCCAAAUUUGGCAAAGUAAGACAAGUCCCAACCAAUGCAAUUCCCAACCAAGUUCCCAGAUUGGGACUUGUCUCACUCUUCCAAAUUUGGGAUUUUUGUGGGUAUUCUUUAAAUGCCCUAAAAUAUCCAAAAAUGGGAAUCCGUUAUUUUUUCCUGUGAGCUAACCAUGGGAGAGGACAAGGGGUGGAAGCAUGGAAGAAUAAGGACUAGGAGUGAUAUGGGAGUGGAAAGAGUGUGAGGUGGCAGUUAUAAAAGAAGGGAAGAAUGUCGAUGGAGAAGUACAGGAAAAUAACAAUAUUUUGCAAUCAAACAGUGGUAGAUAGAUAGAUAGAUAGACAGACAGACAGACAGACAGACAGACAGACAGACAGACAGACAGACAGACAGACAGACAGAUAGAUAGAUAGAUAAGCCGUCUAGCCAGGGAAGAAAGAAUCCCUUACUAAUUUGGGGACACCAAUUAGGGGAGAAUAUUCAAAGUAAAAACUAUAUACAGUAGUAGGUAAAAUAUUCAUAGUUAUCUAAUUACGAGAUUUAUAGUAAAAAUAUACAGAAGUCAAAAUGAACAAAGGCUACAGCCUGCGCAGCCAUCAUCUAAAAGUUCACUUAUAUUGAGUUGGCGUAUCUUGCUUUUAAACAACAUUUGGGUUGUGACGUCCCUAAUACUCUUGGGUAGUUUUGUCCAUAGCCUAGACCCUAGAUAUCUAAUAGAGUGCUUGCUGUAGGUGACUGUCUCAUACCUAGGUAUAGAGAAAUCUGCUUGCCUCAGAUUGUAAUUACUAUUUGGUUCUUUAAAGAUGUUACUUAUAUAUGCAGGGAACAGUUUGUGCUUUACUUUAUACAUAAGGAUGCACAGAUCCUGUAAGCCACUAUUUAGUAGUGUGGGCAGGUCUGCCUUCUCUAAUAGUUGUUCAUAACUAGAAUUAUUAUCCUUGAAAACCGUUCUAAGUCCUCUUUCUUGCAGUCUUUCAAGCUUUCGAGUGUCACUCGCUUUGCAAAAAUGCCACACUAGGUGACAGUAGGUGAGGAAUGGUAAUAUCGCGCUUUUGAAUAAAUAUAUUAACUUAGAUUUCAUAGGAAUUAGAUUACGUAGUCUCAUUAGAACACCAAUUCUCUGGCUGGCUUUUUUACAGAUAGAUAUUAUAUGCUCAGAGAAAUUUAGCUUAGAAUCUAACACUACUCCUAGAAGUUAAAAGGGAGGAAGCCAAAAAGAUGGUGUGUAAAUUGAAUGUAGAGUCCUCUUAUUUAGAUGUAGUUUAGAUCUGAAAAACCUAGCUUAAUGAUCUGGGUGUUGAUUUUGAAAAUAUUUAUGUGAAAAAUAAACUGGAGAUAAUUUUUAAAAUAAUCUGUUGGACAGUUUUUAUAAAAAGUGAGAAUUUGACAUUUUACAUGUUACGAUAUAGUUUCAACUUCUUUUUUGAAGUUACAGUUAAAAUGAUACUUCUCAUCAAAUAGCAGUGACUAACACUUCAGCAAAGACCUUCUGUUGUUUUCUAUUUAAAUUCAUGAUAUUUUCCUUUUGAAGCAGCAGCGUUAGCAGGCCACUGUAAUUCAGUCAUUUAUAACUCAAAUGCCAAUCUAGAGGGUAUAAUAUAGAUUCAACCAGGGCUAAAAGUGAAGCUCUCGAUAAUAUGUAUAGUUCGUCAAAAAAAAUAUAAACUCGUGUAAUGCUAAGCGGCGAAGGCAAUGCUGGAGAAUGGUGAAAAACAACAAGUCCAAUUAGCAAAAAAGCAACUUUGCACGUGCAGCACUCUUUUUUGGUACUUUUCUUUGCUGUUGUUUUGCACGACUACAUCGUGAAACUUCCAGAAACUUCUUAGUUACCCGUUUUAUGGAGGAAAUGUUGUACGUGUUCUCAUUCACUUUUUUUACAGUCGCUCAUUUUCACCCUGAAUUGGUGGCCGCUAGCAUUUCCUAUUUUCUCACUGCUGUUACAAAAUUUUCAUGUUGUUCUUCCAACAAAAGAAAUGUCUCCUUUGUUGUUUAUCUCUCACUCUCGAUCUCUGUCGCCCUUUUUCUCGAUGAGUUUCGCUAGCCUGCCGCCUACUUUCUCUUUUUCUCUGUCUUUCUCUUGCUCUGUUUUCGAAAUUUGUGGACGUGACAAUUAAUCUACGCUAAAUACCUCAGACAACACAGAUACAGAAACAAUUUCCACUCUCCGUUUUCGUCUUUAUUGACUCUUUAAUUGUCUCUGCUUUACAAUACUCGGGUGACUGUGAUUUCCCACCAAAAUAACCUUGAGUUGCAUUUGGGUUGCCACACCUGUUGAUUGAGUUAUUUUAUGUUGGUUUCCCUGUGUUGCAGAUGGACGGUCAGAGGCAGUCAGUGUACGGUCACGUGAUUACCAAAGUUUCUGGGAUGGAUAGAUUUUCUUUGCUCUCUAUGGGGCCCCACCCAUGCAUGCGCGCUUUGCGCGCUUGAAGCUCCGCUAUAAAAGGGACCCCUAACUUUCUAGUCUAUAGUACCAUGGUAUCUUUGUGCAUCAUUAUAGUUCUUAUCUUUCUUGCUUCUGUUUCUCAUUGUAAAGUUCAACUCACAGCCAAUUAUGCAAGAAAAGAAGUGCAAGUUACCCAGGUAAAAGUAAUAUACAGUAUAAUUUCAGUGAAAGGAAAAUAAUUAUCCCGAGCAUCCUUUGGGGGUUAUUAAUUAGAUUAUCCUUGCUGUGAAAUAUGCAGGAGACUUCUAGUUUGUUUCUUCAUUUGUGAAUUGAAAUAAUAAAUUAUAUCAAAUGAGUCAUAUUUUGAACUGUGGAUAAAGAUAUGAAAGUGGAUGAUCCUUGCAGUUGAUUAAACAACCUAAAUGGUUGGAAAGAAACUUGAAAAAGUUGAGGCUUGAAUAAUAAUCAAACCCAGGACACAAUGCUUUAUCCUUUGAGCUAAUCAAGCCAUCCCGAGGGCAGGCCAUUGUAGGUUCAUGAUAUACCUGAUGGUAUGGACAGUUGUCCUGUAGAUGCUUAUAUACAGGGUAUUAAUCACAAGUCACUGGCCAUUGAAUGAAAUUCAUUAUGUCACCUGUGAUAGUUUUACAGAUAAUGUAUACCUGCCAACUUAUUCUGAGAUAUAAGCGUGAGAUUUUUAUCCUGGGAGUACUGGGAUUUUUGAAGGCGACACGAUCAUUUCCGAAGAUUCCUGAAGAAGUCCGAAGUCUUCCGAAGACGUCCGAAAAUCAAAAAUCAGAGAUCGUGAGCAGGGUAUUGUCAUUUAUUCAUUUUACACAUGGUUUUCGUUCCUUACAUGGGUCUGAGUUAACAUAUUUUUGGACAUUGUGUCAAGUAAGACGGCAAAAACUCACAUUUUUCAAUCAGGCGUGAGAAAUUGGCCCGCAAGCGUGAGCCGGCGUGAGACUCAUGCCUAAGGCGUGAGAGUUGGCAGGUAUAAUAAUGCUGACCAUUUAGACUCCCUUUGUUAAAUAGUUGAAAUAUCCAAGCAGAAAUCUGGGAUAAUGAUCGAAUGUUUUGCCAUGGUGAUCAUUUAUCAUACUUCAUUAUUUUUUUUUAGCUAGGAAAUAAUUCAAGCUCUGUUGGAGGUAAAACUCUGAACAAAGGAGGUUCAGUUUGUCUUGGACCUGGAGGAACAUUUUGUAUCCUUGGGGACCAUUAUCGCCACUUUAUUCACUUCAACGCUACCACUUCGUUAGGGAGAAAUGAUGCUGAGGGGGAACCUUCAGCAAAGAAAGCUCGUUAUGAUACACUGAGUGAUUCAGAUGAGGACCAUCUUACCUCUGAAGAUCUUGAGGAUAUUGGCAGAGAAUUUGGUCAAGAGAUGGUUGAAAAAAUUCAAAAGACAAAUAAAAACAAAGAUGAUUCUAACAAGAAUGCUAAGAAGGAGGAUUUGAUUACCAGUCGCUCUGUUUUAAAAGAUUCAUGGGAGGAUAUUGAUCAAAAGCUUAUUGUAUUUACAAGGAGUGGAAUUAAGGCAAGAUCAAAGGUAUGUAUGUCUAUCUAUCUCAUAGGGUCAGAUUUAAAAGCUGUCACUUGGAGUGCCAGCCCUUUGUCAGAGACAAUCAAGGGAUUGUAGGUUGUGUGUCAUUUAUAUAUACUAGAAAUAAGUUGAAGGAAAACUGUUCGUUUGUUCCACAUGGGGAUUAAUUGAGACAGUUCGAAGGAGUAAGGGAAUAAUUUUUUCUUAAUCCACUUGUACUUCAGACAAGUACUAUAUUAAAUUUGGUCGUCCGAAAUCCAAGAGCUUUUGUCCAAAAAGUUUAGCUCGAAACUCAAAACUCAAAAACAAUCGGGCAUUUAAUGUUAUUAAUCACAUUAUUACCCUUGUAAAUUGUUUUUGACUUAAACCAAAAAUGAAGCUUGUAAAAACAAAUGAAAUGACUGAGGAAUGGCAAAGUUAGAAGGAAUAUUUAACCUUAUUUUGUCGAGUAUGAGGUUUGCAUUUCUGACUUUUGAGAUGAAUUUUAACUCAACUGUAGUUUGAAGACAAUUUUCAACUGUUUCUUUUUUUUUUUCUAAUUAGAAAUGCGCUUGUCCCACGGACAAGUCAUGUCAAAGGUUUACUUGUCCGAACUAAAUUUCUACCUGUCGCGGACAAUCGGACAUAAGUUUUGGUGCACCCUGUAAUCGAAAGACAAGUUUCCACUCUAGAUUUUUGCAGCUUUCCUGAUUGUUUCCUUAGUGAAGAAAUUGAUUACAUAUACCAUGUUUUCACUGCAAUGAUUGGUGAAAUUAAGAUGCAGACUUUACUCCUUCAUGGAUGCAACACCACAGUUUCUCAAGAAACUACUAAACCUGUCGUUCAUAUGUCUAUAUGUGGUUGUUAAAAUAUGAGUUUGCGGGUCUACAGUUAACUACAUGUACCAACUCUUAGGUAACUUAGUGUUAGCAUUACCAGGAGACUUAAAAGCAGAAGACCCAGGUUCCAUUCCUAACAGGCCAGAUCUAUACUCAGGGUCUUGAAGUUGCUAAGGAGAAGAAGGCACUGUCCUUGUUUCAGAACUGCAAACAGUUGAACCAUCUCUAGUCUUUUUUACCAUUCCUCACAUGCAGUGCUUUCACCUCUGUCCUGCAGCUGUUUCACUUAAUAGGGAGUGUCAAGAUGGGGUCAGCAAUGAGAACAUCAAAAAUGCAAUAUUAUUAUAGGUGUAGCUAGAUUAGCAAUGUGUUGACAUCUGCAUGUCAACACAUUUUUUGUAACAUUUCUUUGCCAACACUGCAUGAGUACUUUGUGAAACUGCCUAAUUUCGUGUUUUAUCAAUAAUGGACAUACAGGUGUAGGGGAGGACAAAUUUCAUGACCUUUUUUUUCACUUACGGAAUUCAGCGCCAGGGGAGUUGGCCGACAUUUGACAAAGCGAACCUGUUGGGAUAACCACACUUAAGUUCCAAACAAAGUAUGCAAAGUCUGUUUUCAAGUGACGUUUACACCGUCCUCACCAUAGUUGAAUCUUUAAAUCUAUCUGUUCUGACUGUGGGAUGUAAAAGAACACCUUAGUCAGCUGCACAUAUUUUUUUCGUUAGUGAGAAAUCUGUCUGUUGAUGAGAAAGAUCUAUAACACACUGAAGGGGAUACACUCUUGACUGCGUGAGUGUGAGCUAAAAGGUUUGUCAAAUUGUAUUGUUUUGGCGAAGAGGUGUGGUAGCCAAGCGAAGGUCUGAGUUCAAGCCUUGUUGUCACAUUGUUUACCUAAACAAGAAACUUGGCACCAAGCAUUUGUUUCUCUUCACCCUUGUGAAUGAAUGAAUGACUGUACAUGCAAAAUUAUCCUGUAAAAUGUGAUCCAAAGGGGAGCAGAAGCUAAGUACUCCUAGUCUUUCAUACUUCUACAGAAACCAGAACAAACUUCAGUCUUAUGUCAGUCACUUGGCGUGAAUGCAGACUUUUACCUUAAUCCUGCUAUCAAGAUUAACUAUCAUUCAUAGAGUUCAUUCAUACUAAAACUGUUGCGUCUGAUUUUCUGUUAUCUUAAUUACAUGUAUUGCUAUUUGAAUUCUCUAAGAUUGCAGGUUUUGAUCUUGACAGCACACUGAUUACAACCCAGUCUGGGAAGGUGUUUGCUGCAUCAAUAACAGAUUGGAGGUGA